Messenger RNA from Chinchilla lanigera (long-tailed chinchilla), 4270 nucleotides. It is a transcript of the gene Asic4, whose product is annotated as acid sensing (proton gated) ion channel family member 4. Gene Ontology annotation, molecular function: ligand-gated sodium channel activity. Gene Ontology annotation, biological process: sodium ion transmembrane transport. The record is from RefSeq and is a predicted model, not a curated record. NCBI's taxonomy places the organism in Eukaryota, Metazoa, Chordata, Mammalia, Rodentia, Chinchillidae. Gene Ontology annotation, cellular component: membrane.
CUGGGGUGCUGCGUCCCAGGCAGAGGUGACACCUCAUCCAAGGGUCUUAUCUUCCCAGUUUGGGAUGCUGCUCCCAAGAAGCUUAUGUGGGGAAGCCCAGCUGUGGGUCCCCGAGGGAAGCCACUUUGCUGAAAGGCGCAGGAGAACUUUGGCAAGGUGCCAUACCCGGCCAGGACUGGGUGUGUGCACAAGCUCCAUGCUGGGGUGGCCCUGAGGAGGCUUGACCUGGCUUUGCAGCCAGCUGGGGCAGAGCAGUGCCCUGCCCCCAAGGGAGCAUCCUCGGCCCCUCCCUUGGGGCCGGCAGAGACUGCGGGGCCAGGCUGACGCAGGGGAGGGGUGGCCGCUGGGCAGCGGGUGGACCUCGGGCUCUAAUCCCCAGCAGCUGCCGUUUCCCUCAGAUCGAUUCUCUUCUCACUUUUUUUUUCAGCUGCUGGUUCCGAGGCUUGGAUCGAUGGAGCCGCCUCCCCCGCCCCUCAGAGCUUCCUCUCCCUGCUGCUCAUUAGCGCCCCGAUUAAUCAGCCCCCCCUUUCCUCCAGGGGACAAGUGCUUCCUUCCCCACAAGGGCUCACACGCACAUACCGGCCCCACAGAGCACAGUGCCUCCUUCCUGCCACCCCUGCCCUGGGGGCACCGAUGCAUCUCCUCUGCCCAGUCGAAAGGCUCUCCACCCCUGUCAGUGACAACAGGCCACAGGCCGCCUGCCCCUCCACAAGGAGACAGGAGCCCCCAGGGCUGCCAGGCGCCUCUCUCCCAGGUGACAGGGCACCUCGUAUCACCAUCACCGUCAUCAUCAUCCAUGUCCUUGGCACAGCGUCCCCUCCCGGUGAAGCCAGCACUUCUUCCUGCUCCCUCCAUACCUCUAUCUGGACUCUCCCCCGCUUUCCACUCCCUCUCCCCUACUUUUGAGACCUCCCGUUCUCUCCCUGGCCUGCCCCUGCUCCCAAGUCUGGUUGUGGCAGGGGCCUUGGGGAACAUUUGGCGAAGCAAAGUGGCAUCGGACAUGCAAGUCAGCCACAGCGCCCUCUGUCCCAGUGGCAGGAGCGGCUGAGAGAGGCUAAGGGCGAAGUGAGGGAGAGAGAGGAAGCUUCCGGAGGGGGCAGGGGCAUGGUGGGCACUGAAGUUGGCAGCGAAGCUCUAGAGAAGCCUAGAAUCUUGCUGGGGUCGUGGCUGCGGCUGUGCCCUAAUCUGUCUUGCCUGCCCUCUUCCCCCUUCCCUUCCUUCAUUCAAACAAGUGGCUCUCAAGGAGUUUCUGGAAGCUGCUUGUGGUAAGUGGGGUAGUGGGAUCCGGCGGCACUGGAGUCAGGUGUCAGGGAGGCUAGGAGGUGGGGGACAGAGUUGCUUGACCCUUAUGGGUGUGGUCCAGAAGAGUAGCAAAGAGGAGGCUGAAUACUCUGGGUGCAGCACUCUUCCCUGGUGUCCUGGGAGUGGGCCAUCUGCCCCCCCAGUGGCUAGGGUGUAGCGAGAGUUUGGGGGGCAGUUCCAAUACUGGGAUCCCUGCCCUGAGCCAGGGGGUUUUCCCCUCUCCUGGCCUGGCUCCUGCCGCCCGUGCCGCCGGUGAAACGCUGUUGACAUGUCCUGAAUUAUUAAGCAUGGGGUGGGCUCCGGAGCACAUGCUGAGCGGAGCGGCUGGGGCUGCGCGGCGUGGCGGAGCAGCGCUCGCUCCCUCGCUCACUCUCGCAGGGACACACGCAGGGGCUGACAGCUGUGCUGGUGCUGAUAAGGGAAGCCACAAGGAGACGAUCGAGGAGAGAGACAAGCGGCAGCAGAGGCAGCAGCGGCAGAGGCAGCACCAGGGCUUCGGAGCUGCUGGGAGUGGGAGUGACGCCCCCACCUCAGGCCCCCACCCUGUCCCCGUCUUCCUCCCGCUUGCCCUGAGUUUAGAAGAGCAGCCGCUGCCACCACCGCCACUCCGGAGGGCACCAGGGCUGCCGGCCAGGGAGGGACAGGGCAGGGAGGCUCUGGCCAGUCCCAGCAGCCGGGGACAGAUGCCGAUCGAGAUUGUGUGCAAAAUCAAAUUUGCUGAGGAGGAUGCGAAACCCAAGGAGAAGGAGGCAGGGGAUGAGCAGAGCCUCCUCGGGGCUGCUCAGGGGGCAGCAGCCCCCCGGGACCUGGCUACCUUUGCCAGCACCAGCACUCUACACGGGCUGGGCCGGGCCUGUGGCCCAGGCCCCCAUGGACUGCGCAGAACCCUGUGGGCGCUGGCCCUACUCACCUCGCUGGUUGCCUUCCUGUACCAGGCAGUCGGCCUGGCCCGGGGCUACCUGACCCGGCCUCACCUGGUGGCAAUGGACCCCGCUGCCCCAGCCCCAGUGGCGGGCUUCCCAGCCGUCACCCUCUGCAAUAUCAACCGCUUCCGGCAUUCGGCGCUCAGCGAUGCUGACAUCUUCCACCUGGCCAAUCUGACAGGGCUGCCCCCCAAAGACCGGGAUGGGCACCGUGCAGCUGGCCUGCGCUACCCGGAGCCCGACAUGGUAGAUAUCCUCAACCGCACCGGCCACCAGCUCGCUGACAUGCUCAAGAGCUGCAACUUCAGUGGGCACCACUGCUCCGCCAGCAACUUCUCUGUGGUGUAUACUCGUUAUGGGAAAUGUUACACCUUCAACGCAGAUCCACAGAGCUCACUGCCCAGCCGGGCAGGGGGCAUGGGCAGUGGCCUGGAGAUCAUGCUGGACAUCCAACAGGAGGAGUACCUGCCCAUCUGGAGGGAGACAAACGAGACGUCAUUUGAAGCAGGCAUCCGGGUGCAGAUCCACAGCCAGGAGGAGCCACCCUACAUCCACCAGCUGGGGUUUGGCGUGUCCCCAGGCUUCCAGACGUUUGUGUCCUGUCAGGAGCAGCGGCUGACCUAUCUACCCCAGCCCUGGGGCAACUGCCGGACAGAGAGCGAACUCGGGGAGCCUGAGCUGCAGGGCUACUCAGCGUACAGUGUGUCUGCCUGCCGGCUGCGCUGUGAAAAAGAGGCCGUGCUCCAGCGCUGCCACUGCCGGAUGGUGCACAUGCCAGAUUCCCUAAGUGGGAGCUCAGAGGGGCCGUGCUUCUGCCCUACCCCCUGCAACUUGACUCGUUAUGGGAAAGAAAUCUCCAUGGUCAAGAUCCCCAACAGGGGCUCAGCCCGAUACCUUGCAAGGAAGUACAACCGCAAUGAGACUUACAUACGGGAGAACUUCCUGGUCCUGGAUGUCUUUUUUGAGGCCCUGACCUCUGAAGCUAUGGAGCAGCGAGCAGCUUAUGGCCUGUCAGCCUUGCUGGGAGACCUCGGGGGACAGAUGGGCCUGUUCAUCGGGGCCAGCAUCCUUACACUGCUGGAGAUCCUGGACUACAUCUAUGAGGUAUCCUGGGACCGACUGAAGCGGGUGUGGCGGAGGCCUAAGACGCCCCUGAGGACCUCCUCUGGGGGCAUCUCUACUCUGGGGCUGCAGGAGCUGAAGGAGCAGAGUCCCUGUCCAAGCCGGGGCUGUGCUGAGGGUGGGGGCGCCAGCAGCCUGCUCCCUAACCACCACCACCCCCACGGCCCCCCAGGAGGCCUCUUUGAAGACUUUGCUUGCUAGGAUGGUGCUGUGUCAGAAAGGACCCAGGAGUCUGGGACCCUCCCUGGAUCCCCAGCUUCUCUCCUGCUCAUAGGACAGGAAGCCUGGAGCAGUCCAGGGCUGAGGCAAGAGGGUGGUGCUCACUCCCGGGCCAGCACUCAGCUCUGGCUCACUGACCUUUGUCCCAGCUGCUCUGCACAAGGGUCCUCCUUGUCCAGACUCUCCACCCCCAGGCUGGUACCAAGGAGGGCUGGAGACCAGACUAUGGGCCCCUGUAGAGGGGAAGGAGGGACCGAGAGAGGGAGGUGGAGCUGGAGCCCACCCCAGCGGGACGGAACUCUGUACAUUUGUAUAUACUAGGGAGGACGGGGUGGGGGUGGGGUGCAGAUGUAGAGGGCGGGUGGGGACGCAGGGUGGGUGAUUUAGGGAAAGCCAGGAUCCCAGCUAAACGUCAGUAGGAGAGGGAGAGCCCCUAGGACUCAGGCGUGCUGGGCUGAUCCUACUUUCCCCUCUCCAGGGCCAGCUCCCCUCUUGGCAGGGGGAGUGGGUGGCCCAGCAGGUCUGGCCCAGCUCCCAGUUCCCCCUGCACCAACCCCACUCCAAGUCCCUUCCACAGGGAGCAGCCAGGCCUUUCAGAUCUUGGCUGAGCUUGGGGGAUGGAAAAGGAGACUCCUCAGGCCUCUCCCCUUCCCGACUGGUUUUAUAAAGUGUUGACGAAACUAGGAAUAAAGAGGCAUAAAGAA